UUCUGUCAAUGUUUGUUUAAGUUUUUGGAGUAAAGGAGGUAGUACCGGAAGUAGUGUUCAUCUACGGGAAGUGACGUAUGAGAGACACUUCUUUACCGAAAAUUAUUUGUUUCUUUCCUCGAUUCCUGUCUCGCCGCAAUCUUCCUCUCUCCCCGAUAUUUGCUGUCCAAAAAGCAUGAUGCAAGAAAUGGAAUGUGUCCACCCCAAAUAACCUGACUGCAAUUGCUCUGUUAAUUGUCCUUUCUAGUUUUUAUAUUUUGUUGUUGAUGGUGUUUCUGGUGUGAACUAAUGUGCAGCUAUUAUACGCUGAAGCACCAUAGUGCAGUUAUAUGUGUCUCAUGUGGCCAGUUACAUGAGAAAAAUGGAACUCAUUUAUAUGAUUAUUAUCAACCAGUGGAUGAUGACAUGAUGUGUUACAUUUGUCUCCAGCCUUUGGUAAAUCCAAUUGACACCAAAUGUGGACAUACAUUUUGUACACAAUGCCUCAAAAACUACCUCAAGGUACAAUGCAAAUGUCCAGUGGAUCGACUACCAAUUUCUUUAAAAGAAUGCCAGCAAUCCAGUGUUUUAGUUAGAAGGUUGCUAGAUAAAUUAUUGGUUGUUUGUCCCAAUGUGGAUUACUGUGAAGAUGUAUUGCCCCGUUCAGAACUUGAAGCUCAUCUUUUGCACAGAUGCCGUGGUGCUGUAACGAAAUGCAUCAAAGCCAGUUUAGGAUGUGUUUUUCAAGGGCCUAGAAGUGCACUUCAGAGUCAUCUUUGGGAGUGCCCUUAUAAAGAUCAACAAGCUGCUAAAAAUCCAGUCAUUGAUGGGGAAGUUUCCACUAUAGAAAUUCAAAGAACAAGUCCAGAACUUGGUAUCAGUAUCGUCGGCGGAUCAGAUACUCCUUUGUUGUGUAUUGUCAUUCAAGAAAUCUUUCCAGAUGGCGUUGUUGCAAGAGAUAACCGUCUUUUACCAGGAGAUCAACUUUUAGAGGUGAAUGGUGAAGAUUUGAGCAUGGCCACGCAUUAUGAAGCACAACAAGCAUUGAAUUGUUAUUCUUCAUUGUGUCGUCUCACAGUAUAUCGGGAAAAAGCUGAAGAUAUCCGACCUGUUGAGAAGGAAGAAAUAUUAAAAAUUACAUUGACGAAAAGGAGAGGGAAACAACUGGGGAUUAAACUUGUUGGUAAACGAAAUGGUCCUGGAGUCUAUAUCCUAAACCUGAUUAGUCAAAGCUUGGCUGCUAUUGAUGGCCGUUUAAAACCAGAUGAUCAGGUGCUGGAAAUUAAUGGACAGGAUGUUUCAUAUGGAUCUCAAGAAGAAGCUGCCUUUUAUAUUCAAAAAAGUGGCGAUGAAGUAGAAUUUGUAGUAUGCAGAAAAAGUCGUCCACAAACUCCUGAUCUUAUUCGUUCAACAGGCAAUGAAUUUUCUCUGAAAAAUACAUCAUCUGAUAGUGAUACUUGCAAGUUAACACCUUGUAGAAAAUUCCUUGAGAGGGAACUAGCAAUCCAAAAGGAUCCAUCUGAAAGUUUAGGAAUUAGCGUGUCUGGAGGUGUUAAUAGUCCUCAAGGUGAUACUCCAAUAUAUGUCACUAAUAUCAAACUUACAGGCUGUUUGGGACGUACAAAACAAGUGAAGAAAGGUGAUGUGCUGUUAUCUAUAAACUCUGUUAGUCUGCUUGGUCUAAGUCACAAUGAGGCUGUGAAACAACUAAAACUCAAUACCGAAUCAAAAACUAUUACUCUAAAGGUGCUUGAUGGUCCUGAAGUUUCUCAGAGUACACCUGGUAAUUUUACUCCUUCUUGGUUAUACUGGCUUCAGUUACCAAGGAUUUGUCAAACUGUGAAAACCAUAUCCUUGUUACGUGGUCCAAAUGGCAGCCUUGGUUUUGCAAUUGUUGGUGGUCGUGACAGUAGUCUUGGGAAUUUACCAAUGUUUGUUAAAUCUGUUGUCCAAGACACUCCUGCAGCAAAAGAUGGAAGGCUGAGAUGUGGAGAUAUGCUUCUGUCAGUGAAUGACCAAAGUCUAAAACAUGUAACCCAUUCUGAUGCUGUUACUUUUCUGAAGAAUGCCACAGGUUAUGUCACAUUAGCUGUCGUAUCAUGGCCGGGCACUUUUGUUUGACAUUGGUAUUUAUAAUCUGUACAUCGCUGUUUGUGCGUGUUUGUAUAUAUAUUCUGUGUGAGUGUAUGAAUAUAUAUGUGUAUGUAUGUGUGUUUAUGUGACUGUGUGUGUAUGUGUGUGUAUAUAUAUGAGUGUGUCUGUAUGUGUCAUUGAUAAAAAAAAUAAAAAAUAUAGAAAAAGACACUUUUGCUAUCCUUCAAGAAAAAAAACGUCCCUGUCCAGGUUCUAGUAUUUUAAUUCUUUAUUUAUCCUUGAACAUUACCAGGAGCUCCAUGUUACAUUAGAAAAUGAAUAAUUAAGGAGCUUCACUAAAGGUUUUACAUAUUUAUCCUCCAUCUAGAACAGGUCUUUUUUUUUUUGCCAUGCAUCAACAAAUAGAUAUAUGAAAACGUAUUUAUAUACCAACACA
Messenger RNA from Octopus sinensis (East Asian common octopus), 2509 nucleotides. RefSeq names its product E3 ubiquitin-protein ligase LNX. Lineage: Eukaryota; Metazoa; Mollusca; Cephalopoda; Octopoda; Octopodidae. The coding region runs from base 289 to 2100 and encodes 603 amino acids. The record is from RefSeq and is a predicted model, not a curated record. Gene Ontology annotation, molecular function: protein binding; zinc ion binding. The transcript has 15 exons.